Molecule: messenger RNA, 1554 nt
Organism: Strongylus vulgaris
Lineage: Eukaryota; Metazoa; Nematoda; Chromadorea; Rhabditida; Strongylidae
Source: the annotation of a GenBank genome assembly
AUGCUGCAUCUGGACAGUAAAAUGGAUCGGUUCAAAGAAGAGAUGAAACAUAAGCUGAUAGAUACAUCGGCUUCUUUUGAAGAGCAGAGCAAGCUCAUAAAAUACUUGAAGAUUCUCGAGCCAGACUCUGAUCCUACUUGGGAGUGUAUUACCGCCUACCACUGUUGGCUUGAGGACAUACUGUGGAAGUUGCAAGAAGAACAUUUCAAAAAAGUCGAUUUACUCGUGAGUAUGAGAAUUUUUUGUAUGUUGUUAUUGGUUGAAACAAACGAAAGGCAAUUAUUUGUAUCGUCAUUGGUCUCCAUUCUAAUGAACAAACUCCAGUCCUUUUGGAAACUUUCUAAUACAUACACUACAAAUGAUGAGCGGUGGACACAGCGGCAGGACGACAUCAACCAAAUGCUUAUCAAUACCAUAAACGUGUCAUCGUGGUUGAUUUUGAACGCACUUGUCCCGAAAGCCUUACCAGAUGACGUCAUCAAGAGGUAUGAAGCGCAGUUUGUUAAAUGGCCUGAAAUGUCACCACAAGUGAAUAGGACUGUCCUCACGCAGAGUCUGAAGGCUCUUAGAUCAUUCAUAUCAUCCUUAUUGGAAGCUCAGUUCACAAAUACCCACGUCCAACCACUGAUAGAAUUAUGUAUGACGGUGCGACUGAAAGUAGUCUCCGAUGUGAUCGAUAAAGGAGUGGAAAAUAUAUGUGCUCUUGGAAGCAAAGAAAACUGGAAACAAGACUUUAGUUCAAGUGUUGCAGCAAAAACGACUCUUCCAGAUUUCUACGAAAACGAGGUGUUUGAUUGUCUGUCUGGUGUUCGGGAUGCCUUGGCAACAAAUGGUUACCCUGGUGAAGCGUGUUUGUUUUCACGUGAGCGGUUUAGAACUACACUCGUCGACAUAUUUGUUCAUCUGGUGACUUCAAUAAGACACUGCUUUGACAGGUAUCUUACUACGAAGAAGCUUCUAAUAAGCAUAUGUAAUUUGGAGUUUAUAUUGGAAAAUGCGUUGAAAAGCAUCAACAAACGCAUGUUUGAUUGUGGAGUGAAAUAUGCAGAUGAGAAAGCAAAAGCAAAGUUGUCGCAAUAUCGGCAAACAUUGGUUCGGUGUUAUAUCAUGAUAAAGAGUAGUGCUUUUUUAACGUUGAUAGAAUCUGCCAACUACGAAUACAUUCCCGAUGAUGAUGUCUCCGACUAUGCUAAGGAAAUGAUGAUGUGCUGUGUGUUGCAACAAGCAGAAUUAGAGCUUUGCUCUCCUCAGCUGACUUCAGAAUGCCUACAGGCUACUGUACAGAAUGCUUUUGUCAAUCUACUGGACCAACUUGAAGCUCGUGAACCUGCUUCUGAAAGAGAAGCGUCCCAACGUGUUAUAGACAUAUGUGCCUUGGAGCAAGCACUGGGGGGUUUUACGAAUUUAGAAACAAGGUCAGUUGUUUACAAAUCUUUUUUUGCAUCACAAGAAAAGCUUCAACGAUGUUUGAACAACAUGCGAGCAUCGAUGCGAAUGGCAAUGGAAAGCUUGGAAGGAGGUGCAGAGGACGAUCUGAACACAUCUAGUAUUUGA